GGGAACCAGCACCAUGGCGUCUGGCUGCAAGAUUGGCCCGUCCAUCCUUAACAGCGAUUUGGCCAAUUUAGGGGCUGAGUGCCUCCGGAUGCUGGACUCUGGGGCCGAUUAUUUGCACCUGGAUGUAAUGGACGGGCAUUUUGUUCCCAACAUCACCUUUGGGCACCCUGUGGUAGAAAGCCUCCAAAAGCAGCUAGGCCAGGACCCUUUCUUUGAUAUGCACAUGAUGGUGUCCAGGCCGGAACAGUGGGUAAAACCAAUGGCUGUAGCAGGAGCCAAUCAAUACACCUUUCAUCUUGAGGCUACCGAGAACCCAGGGGCUUUGAUUAAAGACAUUCGGGAGAAUGGGAUGAAGGUUGGCCUUGCCAUCAAACCGGGAACUACAGUUGAGUAUUUGGCACCAUGGGCUAAUCAGACAGAUAUGGCCUUGGUUAUGACAGUGGAACCUGGGUUUGGAGGGCAGAAAUUCAUGGAAGAUAUGAUGCCAAAGGUUCAUUGGUUGAGGACUCAGUUCCCAUCCUUGGACAUAGAAGUUGAUGGUGGAGUAGGUCCGGAUACCAUCCAUAAAUGUGCAGAGGCAGGAGCUAACAUGAUUGUGUCUGGCAGCGCCAUUAUGAGGAGUGAUGACCCCAGAUCUGUGAUCAACCUGUUAAGAAAUGCUUGCUCAGAAGCUGCUCAGAAACGUUCUCUUGAUUGAUGAAACCACAAGGAGUUGAUGCCCAUGAAAUCUUUUUACUGGACGACAAGAAUAUUGACUAUCAAAUCCUAUCACAGCUGAAGCAGUGCUGUUUUUCUGAGCAGCUAUUCAUUCCAGUGACUAAAAUCUAUUCUGCAGAAUGUUUCAAGAGGUUAGAAAUUGGUGUGUAUAACUACAUUUUUAGUGAUGGAAUUUAAAGAUUAGUGUGGUAAAAUACCAUUUUUACUGGGAGACUUGAUUUUUAUAAAGUAAAAAUGUGGCUGUAUUAAGGUUGUAAACAAAAAUGUGUCUUAAAGCCUAAUGAAGGUGUACUAGUUACUAUGAAAAAA
Molecule: messenger RNA, 1026 nt
Organism: Leptonychotes weddellii (Weddell seal)
Lineage: Eukaryota; Metazoa; Chordata; Mammalia; Carnivora; Phocidae
Product: ribulose-phosphate 3-epimerase
Biological process (GO): carbohydrate metabolic process; pentose-phosphate shunt
Molecular function (GO): D-ribulose-phosphate 3-epimerase activity
Source: RefSeq, a predicted model, not a curated record